AAUUCGAAAGGUCUCAGGGACCAGGCUGAGAGCUGGGAGCUGGGCACAAUACGAUACCUAUGAUUUGUCCCUCACUAUGGGGAAAGGCAGAUUUCUUCACUCAUGUCUCAUGCUAUUUCUCCUCGUCCUGUUCUCUACCAACACCUCAGAUUCUGCAGAACCGCACUACAUGGUGCUGGUCCCCUCCCUGCUCCACACUGGGACCCCUGAGAAGGGCUGCCUCCUUCUGAGGCACCUGAAUGAGACGGUGACCGUAAGCGCCUCCUUGGAGUCCCUCAGAGAGAACAGAAGCCUCUUUAUCGAUGUGGUGACAGAGAAAGACUUAUUCCACUGUGUCUCCUUCACUAUCCCAAGAUCUCCAUCCAAUGAGGAGGUAAUGUUCCUCACUAUCCAAGUGAAAGGACCAACCCAAGAAUUCAAGAAGCGGACCACAGUGUUGAUUAAAAAUGAAGAGAGUCUGGUCUUUGUCCAGACAGACAAACCCAUCUACAAACCAGAGCAGACAGUGAAAUUUCGUGUUGUCUUGUUGGAUGAAAAUUUUCACCCCCUGAAUGAGUUGGUUCCACUAGUAUAUAUUGAGGAUCCCAAAGGAAAUCGCAUCAUGCAAUGGCAGAAUGUCAAGGUAGAGGGUGGCCUCAAGCAGUUGACCUUUCCGCUCUCAUCAGAGCCCUUUCAGGGCUCCUAUAAGGUGGUGGUACAGAAGGAAUCAGGUGAAAUGGCAGAGCACCGCUUCACCGUGGAGGAAUUUGUGCUUCCUAAGUUUGAAGUGCAAGUAAGAGUGCCAAGGAUAAUCACCAUCUUGGAAGAAGAGAUGAAUGUGUCGGUGUGUGGCCUAUACACAUAUGGGAAGCCUGUCCCAGGACGUGUGACUAUAAACAUGUGCAGAAAGUACAGUAACCCUUCUAACUGCUUUGGUGGAGAAUCACAUGCUGUCUGUGAGAAGUUCAGUCAGCAGCUAAACAGCCAGGGCUGCUUCUCUCAGCAAGUAAAGACCAAGAUCUUCCAAAUGAAGAGACAAGAGUUUGAAAUGAAAAUUGAAGUGGAGGCCAAGAUUCAAGAAGAAGGAACAGAGGUGGAAUUAACUGGAAAAGGGACCACUGAAAUAACAAGAACCAUAACCAAACUCUCAUUUGUGAAAGUAGACUCAGACGCUAGACGAGGGAUUCCCUUCUUUGGGCAGGUGCGCCUAGCGGAUGGAAAAGGUGUCCCUAUACCAAACAAACUCAUCUUCAUCACAGCAGAUGAAGCCCACUAUGACUCCAACGCCACCACUGAUGAGCAAGGCCUGGUGCAGUUCUCCAUCAACACCACCAGCAUCACAGGCACCUCCCUCACUGUCAGGGUCAAACACAAGGAUCACAGUCCCUGUUAUGGCUACCAUUGGCUGUCAGAAGAAUAUGAAGAAGCUUAUCACACUGCUAAUCUUGUAUUCUCCCGAAACAAGUGCUUUGUCCACCUUGAGCCCUUGCCUCGUGAACUGCCCUGCGGCCAAGCUCAGACAGUCCAAGCACAUUAUGUACUGAAUGGACAGGUCCUGCAGGAGCUGAAGGAGCUCGUGUUCUAUUACCUGGUAAUGGCAAAGGGAGGCAUUGUCCGAUCUGGGACUCACGUACUGCCCGUGCACCAGGGAGACAUGAAAGGCCAUUUUCCCCUGUCAGUGCCUGUGGAGUCAGACAUCGCUCCCGUCGCUAGGUUGCUCAUCUAUGCCAUUUUACCUGAUGGGGAAGUGGUUGGGGACUCUGCAAAAUAUGAGGUCGAAAACUGUCUGGCCAACAAGGUGGGUUUGAACUUCAGCCCAGCACAGAGUCUCCCAGCCUCCCACGCCCACCUGAAAGUCACCGCUUCCCCUCAGUCCCUCUGCGCCCUCCGCGCCGUGGACCAAAGUGUGCUGCUCAUGAGUCCCGAGGCCGAGCUCUCCGCGGCCACGGUUUAUAACCUGCUACCAGUAAAGGACCUCAACGGUUUCCCGGAGCGUUUAAAUCAACAGAAGGAAGACAAUGAAGACUGCAUCAGUCACCAUAAUAUCUAUGUCAAUGGGAUCAUGUAUUCCCCAGUAUCAAAUACAAAUGAAAAAGAUAUGUAUAGCUUCCUAAAGGAUAUGGGCUUAAAGGUAUUCACCAACUCAAAAAUUCAUAAACCCCAAAUAUGUCCACAGCCUCAACAAUAUAAAAUACAGUCAUCUCAAAGACUGUUAUCUUCUCCAGUCGUAGCUGAAAUGGGAAGAGGUCAUGAACUUAUGCAUAUAAUAGAUAUUUCAGAGCCUCCCACAGAGACUGUGCGAAAGUACUUCCCUGAGACAUGGAUCUGGGAUUUGGUGGCAGUAGACUCCUCGGGUGUGGCUGAAGUAGGAGUAAUAGUCCCCGAUACCAUCACUGAGUGGAAGGCAGGGGCCCUCUGCUUGUCCAGUGACACUGGACUUGGUCUCUCUCCAACUGCCUCUCUCCGAGCCUUCCAGCCCUUCUUUGUGGAUCUCACGAUGCCCUACUCUGUGAUCCGCGGAGAAGCCUUCACACUCAAGGCCACUGUGUUAAACUACCUUCCCAAAUGCAUCCGGGUCAGUGUGCACCUAGAAGCCUCUCCUGCAUUCCUAGCUGUCCCAGGAGAGAAGGAACAAGAGACUCAGUGCAUCUGUGGGAAUGGCCGGCAAACCGUGUCCUGGGCAGUAACCCCAAAGUCAUUAGGGAAUGUGAAUUUCACAGUGAGUGCAGAGACACUGGAGUCUCAAGAGCUGUGUGGGACCGAGGUGGCUGUGGUCCCUGAACAUGGAAGGAAAGACACAGUCAUCAAGCCCCUGUUGGUGGAACCUGAAGGACUAGAGAAGGAAGCAACAUUCAACUCCCUGCUUUGUCCAUCAGGUGCCGAGGUGUCUGAAAAAUUAUCUCUGAAGCUGCCACCAAAUGUGGUAGAAGAAUCUGCCCGAGCCUCCUUCUCAGUUUUGGGAGACAUAUUAGGCUCUGCCAUGCGAAAUACACAAAAUCUCCUCCAAAUGCCCUAUGGCUGUGGAGAACAGAAUAUGGUCCUCUUUGCUCCUAACAUCUACGUUCUGGAUUAUCUAAAUAAAACACAGCAACUGACUGCAGAGGUCAAGUCCAAGGCCAUUCACUACCUCAACACUGGUUACCAGAGACAGCUGCUCUACAGGCACUAUGAUGGCUCUUAUAGCACCUUUGGGGAGCAACAUGGCACCAAUGAGGGUAAUACCUGGCUCACAGCCUUUGUACUGAAGAGUUUUGCCCAGGCUCGAACCUAUAUCUUCAUUGAUGAAGCACAUAUUACCGAAGCUCUCAACUGGCUCUCCCAAAAGCAGAGGGACAGUGGCUGUUUCAGGAGUUCUGGGUCACUGCUCAACACCCGUGUCUCUCUCUCAUAUUUACAGGGAGGAGUGGACGAUGAAGUGACCCUCUCUGCCUAUAUCACCAUUGCCCUUCUGGAGAUUCCUCUCCCUGUCACUCACCCUGUCAUCCGCAAUGCCCUGUUCUGCCUGGAGUCAGCCUGGAAGUCAGCCAAGGAAGGAUCCCGAGGCAGCCACGUCUACACCAAGGCACUGUUGGCCUAUGCCUUUGCCCUGGCAGGUAACCAGGAAAAGAGGAGAGAAUUACUCAAGUCACUUGAUGAGGAAGCCGUAAAUGAAGGUAAUUCUGUCCACUGGACACGACCUCAGAAACCCAAGGCACGAGUGGAGCAUUUGUACGAACCCCGGGCUCCCUCUGCUGAAGUGGAGAUGACAGCCUAUGUGCUCCUCGCUUACCUCACAGCCCAGCCUGCCCUGACCUCAGAGGACCUGACCCCCGCCACGCACAUCGUGAAGUGGAUCUCAAGGCAGCAGAACUCCCACGGGGGCUUCUCCUCCACCCAGGACACUGUGGUGGCUCUCCAUGCUUUGUCCAAAUAUGGAGCAGCCACUUUCACCAGGACUGGGAAGGCUGCACAGGUGACCAUCCAAUCUUCAGGGACAUUUUCCACAAAAUUCCGAGUGGACAACAGCAACCUCCUGUUACUACAGCAGGUUUCAUUGCCAGAGGUGCCCGGAGAGUACAGCAUGACAACGACAGGAGAAGGAUGUGUGUACCUCCAGACAUCUUUGAAAUACAAUAUUCUCCCGAAAAAGGAAGAGUUCCCAUUUGCUUUGGAUGUGCAGACUCUGCCCCAAACCUGUGACGGACCCAAAGCUCACACCAGCUUCCAAAUCUCACUGAGAGUCAGUUACACCGGAAGCCGUCCAGCCUCCAACAUGGUGAUUGCUGACGUGAAAAUGGUAUCUGGUUUCAUUCCCUUGAAACCAACAGUGAAAAUGCUUAAAACAUCUGACCACGUGAGCCGAACAGAAGUCACCAACAACCAUGUUUUGAUUUACCUGGAUAAGGUGACCAAUCAGACCCUGAGCUUGUCCUUCACGGUUCUUCAAGACAUCCCAGUAAGGGAUCUGAAACCAGCCAUAGUGAAAGUCUAUGAUUAUUAUGAGACAGAUGAGUUUGCCGUUGCUGAGUACAACGCUCCUUGCAGCAAAGACACUGGAAAUGCUUAAAGACCACAUCAAUGAAAACUGCUUUGCUGGAGUCCCUUUUCCACAGGCCCAGGUCUCCAUGGAAGAAAAGAGUUUUUAUAUCUCUGAAGGCUUGUUGAAUAAACCUU
Physeter macrocephalus (sperm whale) is the source of this 4632-nucleotide messenger RNA. RefSeq names its product alpha-2-macroglobulin (gene A2M). Gene Ontology annotation, molecular function: endopeptidase inhibitor activity; protease binding. The transcript is spliced from 36 exons. The record is from RefSeq and is a predicted model, not a curated record. Bases 77 to 4525 code for a protein of 1482 amino acids. NCBI's taxonomy places the organism in Eukaryota, Metazoa, Chordata, Mammalia, Artiodactyla, Physeteridae. Gene Ontology annotation, cellular component: extracellular region.